UUAUACUUGGGAAGCUGUUGAUACCAAAAAUCACAUGCUUUAUAAAAUCAGCGUCUGCGGAAACGUGGGCAUUGCCCAGUGUGGGAAAAGUGCUGUUUGUGUGCACGACUUGAAGACGGGCAGCUAUCGUUCCGUGGGUGACUCUGUUUUGAAAAGUGCAACCAGAACUCUUCUGGAAUUCAACACAACAAUUAGCUGUGAUGCGAAGCAAAACAAAGACCACCGAGUCCAGAGUAGCAUCACCUUCCUGUGUGGGAAAACCUUGGGAACUCCUGAAUUUGUAACUGCAACCGACUGUGUGCAUUACUUUGAAUGGAGGACUACUGCAGCCUGCAAGAAAGACAUAUUUAAAGCUAAUAAAGAGGUUCCGUGCUAUGCAUUUGAUCGAGACUUGAAGAAGCAUGAUUUAAAUCCACUCAUCAAGAUUCGUGGCGCUUACCUGGUGGAUGACUCUGACCCGGACACUUCUCUGUUCAUCAACGUCUGUAGAGACAUAGACUCACUGCGGGACUCGAGUCCGCAGCUGCGGGCCUGCCCCCCUGGCACUGCCGCCUGCCUGGUGAGAGGGAGCCAGGCGUUUGACGUCGGCCAGCCCAAGGAGGGACCCAAGCUCGUGAGCAAUGACAGGCUUGUGCUGACUUACGUGAAAAAAGAGGGAGAGAAGCCCGACUUCUGUGAUGGUCACAGCCCAGCUGUCACUAUUACAUUUGUCUGCCCGUCGGAGCGCAGGGAGGGCACCAUUCCCAAGCUCACGGCUAAAUCCAAUUGCCGCUAUGAGAUUGAGUGGGUCACCGAAUAUGCGUGCCACAGAGAUUAUUUGGAGAGCAGCACCUGCUCUCUGAGCAGUGAGCAGCAUGACAUUGCCGUUGACCUCCGGCCACUCAAGCAGGACAGAGCUCAUCACUAUACCUCAGAUGGAAAGGAAUAUAUUUUUUAUUUGAAUGUCUGUGGAGAAAUGGAAGCAAAGCCCUGUAAUGGGAAACAGGCUGCAGUUUGCCAAGUGAAAAAGCCUGAGUUAGCUCAAGUCAAAGUGGCAGGAAGAUUCCAGAAUCAAACCCUCCGGUAUUCCGAUGGAGACCUCACCUUGAUAUAUUUUGGAGGCGAUGAAUGCAGCUCCGGCUUUCAGCGGAUGAGCGUCAUAAACUUUGAGUGCAAUGAGACCGCAGUUAAUGGUGGGAAAGGAACGCCUGUAUUCACCGGUGAGGUGGAUUGCACCUAUUUCUUCACGUGGGACACAAAGCAUGCCUGUGUGAAAGAGAAGGAAGACCUGCUGUGCAGCGUCACCGACGGGAAGAGGCGGUACGACCUGUCGGCCCUGGCCCGGCACUCAGAACCGGAACAGAAUUGGGAAGCCGUGGAUGGCAGCCAGAAGGAAGCAGAAAAGAAGCAUUUCUUUAUUAAUAUCUGCCACAGAGUGCUGCAGGAAGGCCGGGCGAGAGGCUGCCCCGAGGACGCUGCCGUGUGCUCUGUCGAUAAGAGUGGAAGUAAAAACCUGGGCAAAUUUAUUUCUUCUCCCAUAAAAGAGAAAGGAAACAUUCAACUCUCUUAUUCAGAUGGUGAUGCUUGCAGUGAUGAGAAGAAAAUACAAACUAAUAUAACACUUGUGUGCAAGCCAGGUGACCUAGAAAGUGCUCCGGUGUUGAGGACCUCCGGGGAUGACGGUUGCUUCUACGAGUUUGAGUGGCACACGGCCGCAGCCUGUGUGCUGUCGAGGACCGAGGGAGAGAACUGCACGGUCUUUGAUUCCCAGGCAGGGUUUUCUUUUGAUUUGUCACCUCUCACAAAGAAAGACGGCUAUAAGGUUCAGACAGAGAAGUAUGACUUUUACAUAAACGUUUGUGCUGCGGUGUCUGUGGACUCCUGUCAGCCGGGCUCGGGAGCCUGUCAGGUAGCAAAAAGUGAUAAGAAGGCUUGGAACUUGGGACUGAGUAAUGCUAAGCUUUCCUAUUAUGAUGGGAUGAUCCAGUUGAACUACAAAGAUGGUACGCCCUAUAAUAAUGAAAAGCACACACCAAGAGCCACACUCAUCACCUUCCUUUGUGACCGAGAGGCUGGAGUCGGUGUCCCUGAGUAUCAGGAGGAAGAUAACUCUACCUACAACUUCCGGUGGUACACCAGCUACGCCUGCCCGGAGGAGCCCCUGGAGUGCGUGGUGACCGACCCUUCCACGAUGGAGCAGUACGACCUCUCCAGUCUAGCAAAAUCUGAAGGGGGCCGUGGAGGAAACUGGUAUGCCAUGGACAACGCAGGAGAACACAACACGUGGAGGAAAUACUACAUCAAUGUGUGCCGGCCUCUGAACCCCGUGCCGGGCUGUGAUCGGUACGCGUCUGCUUGCCAGAUGAAAUAUGAAAACAGCCAGGGUUCGUAUUCCGAAGUAGUUUCCAUCAGUAACUUGGGAGUCGCCAAGACAGGCCCCACGGUGGAGGAUAGCGGCAGCCUCCUUUUAGAGUAUGUCAACGGCUCAGCCUGCACCACCAGCGAUGGGACACGCACCACCUACACCACCAGGAUCCAUCUCGUCUGUUCCAGCGGCAGCAUGAAUACCCAUCCCAUAUUUUCUCUCAUUUGGGAGUGUGUGGUCACUUUUCUGUGGAACACAGAAGCUGCCUGUCCCAUCCAAAUAACAGAAGACACAGACCAGGCCUGCUCUAUAAGGGAUCCUAACAGUGGGUUUGUGUUUGAUCUUAACCCGCUAAACAAUUCCCAAGGCUACGUGGUCUCCGGCAUCGGGAAGACUUUUGUGUUUAAUGUGUGCGGCACGAUGCCAGUCUGUGGGACCUUGCAAGGAAAGCCAGCUUCCGGCUGUGAGGCAGAAACCCAGACAAAAGAUCUAAAGGAUCUGAAGCCAGAAAGGCUGGUUGGAUUCGAGAAAAGCCUCCAGCUGUCCACCGAGGGCUUUAUAACCCUGACCUACGAAGGGCCCCACUCCGCUGCCACAGGGACCAGUGAGGCUUUCAUCAUCCGCUUUGUUUGCAAUGAUGACGUUUACCCAGGAACCCCCACAUUCCUGCAUCAAGACAUUGACUCGCGCUUGGGGAUCCGAAACACUUUCUUUGAGUUUGAAACUGCGUUGGCCUGCGUCCCUUCUCCAGUGGAUUGCCAGGUCACGGACCUUGCUGGAAAUGAGUACGACCUGAGUGGCCUAAGCAAAGUCAGGAAGCCUUGGACUGCUGUGGACACCUCAGCUGAUGGCAGAAAGAGAACUUUCUACCUGAGUGUGUGCAACCCUCUCCCUUAUAUUCCUGGAUGCUAUGGCAGCGCAGUGGGGUCUUGCCUGGUGUCGGAAGAGAGCAGCAGAAACCUGGGCGUGGUGCAGAUCAGUCCUCAAGCUGCGGCGAACGGGUCCCUGAGCCUCGUGUACGUCAACGGCGACAAAUGCGGAGGAAACCAGCGCUACUCCACCAGGAUAACACUCGAAUGUGCUCACACCUCGGGCUCGCCAACAUUUCAGCUUCUAGAUGACUGUGAGUACGUGUUUGUCUGGAGGACAGUGGAAGCCUGCCCUGUUGUCAGAGCAGAAGGAGACAACUGCGAGGUGCAAGACCCGCGCCGUGGCAACUUGUACGACCUGAAGCCGCUGGCCCUAAAUGACACCAUCGUGACAGCCGGCGAGUACAACUAUUACUUCCGGGUCUGUGGGAAGCUGUCCUCAGAUGUCUGCUCAACCGCUGACAAGUCCAAGGUGGUCUCAUCGUGUCAGGAAAAGCCGGGGCCACAGGGAUUCCACCGCGUGGCAGGUCUCCUUAAUCAGAAGCUGACUUAUGAGAAUGGGUUGUUGAAACUGAAUUACACCGGGGGGGACACGUGCCAUAAGGUGUACCAGCGCUCCACAACCAUCUUUUUCUACUGUGACCGCGGCACCCAGAAGCCGGUGUUUCUCAAAGAGACUUCAGAUUGCUCCUACUUGUUUGAGUGGCGGACACAAUAUGCCUGCCCCCCUUUCAACCUGACCGAAUGUUCCUUCAAAGACGGGGCUGGCAACAACUACGACCUCUCAUCCCUGUCAAGGUACAGUGACAACUGGGAAGCGGUCACAAGGACAGGGGCCACCGAGCACUACCUCAUCAACGUUUGCAAGUCUCUGUCUCCUCAGCCUGGCUCGGAGCCAUGCCCUCCAGAAGCGGCCGUGUGUCUGGUGGGCGGCGCCAAGCCUGUGAACCUUGGCAGGGUGAGGGAUGGUCCUCAGUGGAAAGAUGGCAUCAGUGUCCUGAAGUACACUGAUGGCGACCUGUGUCCAGACCACGUUCGGAAAAAGUCGACCACCAUCCGAUUCACCUGCAGCGAGAACCAAGUCAACUCCAGGCCCAUGUUCAUCAGCGCGGUGGAAGACUGCGAGUACACUUUCACCUGGCCCACGGCAGCCGCCUGUCCUGUGAGGAGCAACGUGCACGGUGACUGCCAGGUCACCAACCCCGCCACAGGACACCUGUUUGAUCUGAAUUCUCUAAGUGGCAGAGCUGGAUACACUGCUGCUUACAGCGAGAAGGGGCUCGUCUACAUCAGCGUCUGUGGGGAGAACCAAAACUGCUCCCCUGGCGUGGGGGCCUGCUUUGGGCAGACCAGGAUCAGUGUGGGCAAAGCCACCAAGAGGCUGAUGUACGUGGAUCAGGUGUUACAGCUGGUGUAUGAGGAAGGAUCCGUCUGUCCUUCCAAAUCGGGCCUGAGGUACAAGAGUGUGAUCAGCUUUGUGUGCAGGCCUGAGGCCGGGCCCACCAACAGGCCCAUGCUCAUCUCCCUCGACAAGCAGACGUGCACACUGUUCUUCUCCUGGCACACGCCACUGGCCUGCGAGCAGAUGCCGGAAUGUUCCGUGAGGAAUGGGAGCUCCAUUAUUGACUUGUCUCCCCUCAUCCACCGCACUGGGGGUUACGAGGCAUAUGACGAGAGCGCGGACGAGUCCUCCGACACCAACCCCGACUUCUACAUUAAUAUCUGCCAGCCGCUAAAUCCUAUGCACGGGCUGCCUUGUCCCGCUGGAGCCGCCGUGUGCAAGGUGCCGGUUGACGGUCCCCCCAUAGAUAUUGGCCGUGUCUCAGGACCUCCAAUACUCAACCCUGUCGCAAAUGAAGUUUACCUGAAUUUUGAAAGCAGCACGCCCUGCUUAGCGGACAAGCAUUUCAACUACACCUCCCUGAUUGCCUUCCACUGUAAGAGAGGCGUGAGCAUGGGAACCCCUGAGCUGCUGAGGACCAGUGAGUGUGACUUUGUGUUCGAGUGGGAGACCCCGCUUGUCUGUCCCGACGAAGUGAAGAUGGAGGGCUGCUCUCUGACAGACGAACAGCUGUAUUACAGCUUCAACUUGUCCAGCCUUUCGAAAAGCACCUUCAAGGUGACUCAAGACUCGCGCACCUACAGUGUGGGGGUGUGCACGGCGGCGGCGGGCCUGGACGAAGGCGGCUGUAAGGACGGAGGCGUCUGUCUGCUCUCAGGGAGCAAGGGGGCGUCUUUCGGACGGCUGGCGUCCAUGAGACUGGACUACAGGCACCAGGACGAAGCCGUCAUUUUAAGUUAUGCCAAUGGAGACACUUGCCCUCCAGAAACCGAGGACGGUGACCCGUGUGUGUUCCCCUUCAUAUUCAAUGGAAAGAGCUACGAGGAGUGUGUUGUGGAGAACAGGGCGAAGCUUUGGUGCGCCACCACCGCAAACUACGACCGAGACCAUGAGUGGGGCUUCUGCAAACACUCAAACAGCCACCGGACGUCUGCUAUCAUCUUUAAGUGUGACGAAGAUGCUGACAUUGGAAGGCCACAGGUCUUCAGUGAAACUCGUGGGUGUGAGGUGACAUUUGAGUGGAAAACAAAAGUGGUCUGCCCUCCAGAAAAGAUGGAAUGCAAAUUCAUCCAGAGGCACAAAACCUACGACUUACGGCCGCUGUCCUCUCUCACCGGGUCCUGGUUCUUUGUCCAUCAAGGAGCCUCGUACUACAUAAACCUGUGUCAGAAAAUCCAUAAAGGGCCCCUCGACUGCUCUGACAGAGCCAGCAUUUGCAAGAAGAGCACAUCUGGGGACGUGCAGGUCCUAGGGCUCGUACACACGCAGAAGCUGGACGUUAUAGAUGACAAAGUCAUCGUAACUUAUUCAAAAGGUGAUCAGUGUGGUAAAAAUAAGACUAUAUCCACCGUCAUUGAAUUGACCUGUGCGAAGACGGAGGGCAGGCCUUCAUUUGAGAGGUUUGACGCUGACAGCUGCACUUAUUACUUGGGCUGGGACUCGCGGGCUGCCUGCGCCGUGAAACCGCAGGAGGUACAGAUGGUGAACGGGACCAUCACCAACCCUCUCAAUGGCAAGAGCGUCAGCCUCGGAGACAUUUAUUUUAAGCUGUUUAGUGCCUCUGGGGACAUGAGAACAAAUGGGGACAAGUACCUGUAUGAAAUCCAGCUUUCUUCUAUCACAAACUCCAAAAAUCCGGCUUGCUCUGGGGCCAACGUAUGCCAGGUUAAACCAAAUGACCAGCAUUUCAGCAGGAAAGUCGGAACUUCUGAUAAAACCAAAUACUACGUCCAAGAUGGUGAUUUAGAUGUGGUGUUUACCUCAUCCUCUAAAUGUGGACAAGAUAAGACAAAAUCUGUCUCUUCCACCAUCUUCUUCCGCUGCGACCCUUUGGUGAAAGAUGGGAUCCCUGAGUUCAGCCACGAGACUGCUGACUGCCAGUACCUCUUCUCCUGGUACACCUCUGCCGUGUGUCCCCUGAGGAUGGGCUUAGACGACGACAGCGCUGGAGAGGACACGCCGGAGCACAAGGGGCUCUCGGAGAGGACCCAGGCCGUGGGGGCGGUCCUCAGCCUGCUGCUGGUGGCGCUCACCGGCUGUCUGCUGACACUGCUGCUCUACAAAAAGGAAAGACGGGAAAUGGUGAUGAGUAAGCUAGCCAGCUGCUGCAGACCAAGUGCAAACGUGUCCUACAAAUACUCAAAGGUCAACAAGGAGGAAGAGGCGGAUGAGAACGAGACCGAGUGGCUGAUGGAAGAGGUCCAGGCGCCGGCCCCGAGGCCCCGGAAGGAAGGGCAGGAAAACGGCCACAUCACCACCAAGUCCGUGAAGGCCGAAGCCCUCACCUCCCUGCACGGGGAUGACCAGGACAGUGAGGACGAGGUCCUGACCAUCCCGGAGGUGCGCGUGCACUCGGGCAGAGGGACUGGGGCCGAAGGCGCGGGCCAAGUGAGACACCCACCGAGGAAGAUGCCCCGGGAACGGGCGGACGACAGGGCAGGGCUGGUGAGAGGCGGGAAGGCGAGCCGGGGCGCGCCCAGGCCUGCAGCGCCGAAGCCCGUGGACUCGGGCAGCCUGGCGUCCUUCCACGACGACAGCGACGAGGACCUCUUGCACAUCUGAACUCCCGGUGCCUACAAGGGGACGUGGGUCGGUGGUAUAGCCAGGCACCUCCAACCAAAUAAGACUUCAACUCGAUGAUGCUUCUAUCAUUUUUGCCUUUAACAAAAACUGUUUCAAAAGGGAAAAGUUUUUGUGAUGGGGGAGAGGGUGAGGAGGUCAGGCACCGCUCAUCCGUGAUUGAUCACAGUCAUUGGAAUGGGGCAUCACUCCAGUUGCCAAAGGGCGGUGUCAGGGGCCCCGGGUUUUGUCCCAAGUCCUCAUUUAAAAGCAUGGCUGCUGUGCGCUUCAUAAUACGCGCCAGGGCCAGCUGCAUCUGGGAACCGAGGGCUGUAUUUGAGAAAAACCCUUGCUGCUUUAGGCCCUAUAGGGUAUUUGACCAUUAUAUUUUAGCAUUUAAUUCUCUCCUCCUAUUUAUUGACUUUGACAAUUACUCAGGUUUGCAAAAAAAGAAAAAAAAAACAGAAAAAAAAAACAAACAAACCACCCAACAGCUUCUUCCUGUAGGCAGAGGAUAAUGUACUAGCUCAUCUGUUGUCAGAGGGAAGCUGUCGGUGUACUGGGUUGGUUUCAUACGAGAUUUUGAACUAGUCAAUCAUGUAUCCUCUAAGUUAGAAUAAUCCAUUCUGUCUCCUUUCCUCUUGGCUUUCUGUUUCUGAAGGGCACGCACACGUGCACGCACAUGCACGCACGGGGUCCCUGAGUGCCUAGGCUUCCGAGGGUCUGCCUGUUCUACGCCUCCAGUCAGGGACGGCUGCGGCUUUUUGCAUGACAUCCUUAAUCCUAGGUGCACAGAGAACAUUAUCCAGUAUUUCUUUCACCGGCUGGUGAAUUCCAACAACCCACCCAAAGAUUGAUUUUGUGUGUGUGUGUGAGAAUGGAGUUGAGAUGUCAGAGAAUAUAACCUUUUUUCCAGAUUUGGGGUAUAGGUCUCACCUCUUCAGGUUCUCAUGAUACCACCUUUACUGUGCUUAUUUUUUUAAGAAAAAAAAAAAAAGUCUUGAUCAACCAUUUGACCUAUAAGAAGCCUUAAUUUGCACAGUGCGUGACUUAAUGGAAAUUGCAUGAAAGCCGAUGGGCUGGAAUCUCGCCCUAGUGUUGCACUUGGACUCUAGCUGCAGGGCGGCCGAGGUCGGGCCUCAGGGCUGCAGACGGGGCAGCUCGGCUGUCUCUCCCCACUGCGGGCUCCUUUCUUGAAGUGUUUAAUGAAUGACUUUUCUCUUAUUCUAGAAUUGUACAUAGACUCAGCGGUCAUCGUAUACUGAAAAGCAAACCGCUCUACAGAAUUCCUUGGUUUGUACUCAGUGUGGCUGGCUCAUUUGAUUUCAACAUGAGUGUAUUUUUAAAAAUUGAUUUCUUUCCUCAUUUUUUUUCCAAUCAAAUUUACUGUAAUAUAAAGUAUUCAACAAUUUCAAUAAAAGAUAAAUUAUUAA
This is a messenger RNA of Hipposideros armiger (great roundleaf bat), 8766 nucleotides long. It is a transcript of the gene IGF2R, whose product is annotated as insulin like growth factor 2 receptor. The coding region runs from base 35 to 7336 and encodes 2433 amino acids. Gene Ontology annotation, biological process: lysosomal transport. The record is from RefSeq and is a predicted model, not a curated record. Lineage: Eukaryota; Metazoa; Chordata; Mammalia; Chiroptera; Hipposideridae. The transcript is spliced from 47 exons. Gene Ontology annotation, molecular function: signaling receptor activity; D-mannose binding. Gene Ontology annotation, cellular component: trans-Golgi network.